Messenger RNA from Homarus americanus (American lobster), 2657 nucleotides. RefSeq names its product proton-coupled folate transporter-like. Lineage: Eukaryota; Metazoa; Arthropoda; Malacostraca; Decapoda; Nephropidae. Gene Ontology annotation, biological process: transmembrane transport. Gene Ontology annotation, molecular function: transmembrane transporter activity. The record is from RefSeq and is a predicted model, not a curated record. Gene Ontology annotation, cellular component: membrane.
AUCCGGUAGCAGGAAGUGUAGCGGUUAGAGUGAUCCCAGUGGUCACUACAUAAACGUGACGUCCAGUGUUGUUGUACACAAUUGUUUCGGCUCGCUAGAGAAGUGACAUCCUUCACGAUGGCGCAGACGCAGCCGCAGCCGGAGAAACGAAGCCUAUGGCGGAAGUUCACGGACUGUCUGGGCACCAUCUCUGUGGAGCCCAUCAUGUUGCUUGACGGACUGGCCUACUCCAACAUGGUAGUCCUCGUGGAAAACCUUCAGAUGGACAAAGUGUGCGAAGUUAAUCUCAAUCAGACGCGCGAAGUGUGCGGGAAUCUUUCUCAACAUAAAGAAGUUAAAGACAGUAUGAGCAAAGAAGUGAGUGUGUUCGCUAUGUACAACGGGAUCAUCACUGCUGUCAUCCCUCUGUUCUUCAUCUUGUUUAUGGGUGCGUGGAGUGACAAGUAUGGCAGGAAGGUCCCCCUCGCUGUCUCCACCAUCGGUCACCUCUUCUACAGUCUGGGGUACUUGGUAUCCUCCAUGGUAGAUACGUGGCCGGUGGAGUACCUGCUGGCCGUGGCACUGCUCGACUCCCUGGGUGGCGGAACAGUAUCUUUCCUUACGGCCGCUAACUCUUACAUCAGCGAUGUCACGUCGGAGGAGAGCAGAACCUCUCGGGUGGGUCUGGCUAACAGUAUAUGGUUCCUCGGGGGACCCAUCGGUACACUGAUUGGAACUUACAUAUACAAAGCCGGCGGAUAUCAGGUUCUAUUUGGAACGUCCUUAAGCAUGUACGUGGUGUCCUUAUUUUACAUCUCGUUCUUCCUGCCUGAGAGUCACGGACCCUUCGCCAACGUGCAGAAACUGGAAAUUCUGCCCCCUAAACAAUCUCUGCGUCUCCGAGAGAGUGUUGCCUGGGUGUACGGCAUUGACAAGGCCAACAAAAAGAAAGUGAUGCAGACGAAGAGUGUCCUGAAGAGGGCAAAGAGUAUCACCUUCGGCAUGAUGUUGAGGGACUUCCUCAACCCCAGAUUCAUCGACAGCUUCAAGUGCACACUGAAGAAGAGGGAAGGUAGUGUCCGGGUGUACGUCCUGCUCCUGAUCCUGUGCAACAUGUUGAGGAAACUCGGUCGAGGUGCCUACAUGUACCUGUUCACCCGCCAGGUACUUCACUGGCAGGCCGCCGACUAUGGUCUCUGGGUCACUUACAAGAAUCUGCUGGCAACGCUAGGGUCACUCGUGGCUGUACCGGUACUGAGUGCUGGGAUGAAGGUGUCAGACAAUGUGCUGGCCAUGGUGGGGGCCUUCUCCUCAGUGUUCGACUAUGUGCUGUAUGGCCUCGUCUCUCAGGAUACCUAUUUCUUCAUGUGGCUUGCUCCCGUGGCCGCCUUGCUGGUCAACUCUUGCGCUAUUGCCAUCCGGGCCAUGUUGUCCAAAUACGUGGCCGCCGACGAGCUAGGUAAGGUGUCGGCGGUACUAGGGGCGCUGGACGGGGUGAUGCCGAUGAUCAGCUUCUCCCUCUACACCGCCGUCUACCACUCCACCGUCGACGUCUUCCCAGGAGCUCAGUUCUUCUUCGGUACCUCCGCUAACAUCCUCAUGGUCGUGAUCUUCAUCGUGGUGAUGGUGAGUGACAGAGGCGCCAACUACAGUGUGGAGAUGGCCAUCCCCGUCACUCCUGAAGGCCCCGUCAAGGAGAAGAGUCUCGUGAUGCGUAAAGACUCCCACUGGCUCAUAGAAGAGGAUAAUAAGAGCAAGAUUCGCCUGUCCACCAUCCUGCUGUCUACUUUCAACUUCAGCAUCGAGGCCCCUAUGAUAGAGAGUACCUUCAGCAAGCCUCUUGAAACCAUCAAUGAGGAGCCGGAUGAGGAGGAGGAGGAGGAGGAGGAGCAGGAGGAGGAGGAGGGUGAGGAAGAAGGGGAGAGGAAGCCAGAGAGAGAAGAAAAUAGCAAUUCCUUCGACAAUGUCGCCUUCGAAAACGGAAACGAAAUCUAGUGUUUAUGCUCAAACAUUCGUGUUAUAUGUUAAUAAUAGUGUAGGUAUUGUUUAUAAUGAUGCCUUAUGUAUGUACAAAGAUGUAUGGUACUAGAGACGCACGUGUAACAGCAAGAGCUCUUUAACUGCUUAGGCGAGGCUGUAACAGCUCUCGCGUGCACGACUCGGCUUAACAAUAGGUUACUGCACAAUCUCUGCACUAUGACGUGCUCUGAGCAUCAACCAUGACAUUAUCUGAUCAUGAUCACUGGCAGCCUGACUGAUCUGUGAUCAUGAUUGUAGACUAUUUCCUGUAAAUAUAUCAUUAGAUGUAUUGUACGUUAGGAUUAGUAUGCAGUGUUUUAGUCUUACUUGACGGGAACAUACACAAGUUAACCUCAACAGAGACGUAUAGGGAGUUCCUUAUAUAGUACAGCGCCAUCUAUUGGUGGUGAGGAACACCGCCUUCUGUUUUGUGAACUUGUCGUAGGUUCCCGGCGACGGGUGCUCUCUAGUAGUGACCCACACCUGCUCCUGCCUACACUCCUGGGGUGUACUGCCUACACUCCUGGGGUGUGCUGCCUACACUCCUGGGGUGUACUCCCUACACUCCUGGGGUGUACUGCCUACACUACUAGGGUGUACUCCCUACACUCCUGGGGUGUACUACCUACACUCCGGGGUGUACUCCCUACACUCCUGGG